This is a messenger RNA of Nezara viridula (southern green stink bug), 863 nucleotides long. Lineage: Eukaryota; Metazoa; Arthropoda; Insecta; Hemiptera; Pentatomidae. The record is from the annotation of a GenBank genome assembly.
CUUGUGUUUCUUCUAUUAUGAUAACAAGGAUUUUUAGAGGAAAACUAGUCGUCAUAGGAGACCAAGGGGUUGGGAAAACAGCCUUGUUAAAUAUGUUUGUAUCGGAUGGGCGAGAAUACCCUAAGAACUACACAAUGACAUUUGCUCCAGAAGUUAGCAUCAAAUUAGUGCAUAUUCCAAACACAAACGAUGCGGUAGAGUUGAUCAUUUACGAUUGCCCAGGAAUAGAUCUUUAUUCUGAUCUAUUGAAUAAAUUUUGGAAUGGACCUGAUUUACUGAUGGUUGUAUUUGAUCUUACCAACAAGAAUUCUUUGGAUUCGGUAGCAAAUUGGAUCAGCCUAACAAAGAAAGCUAAAUGGCGAGGGAAUGGUGGCAUUCCGAUAGCUUCAGUUCUGCUUGGCAACAAAAGUGAUUUGGAGAAUAGAUUGGUCUGCUUAGGAGAAGAACCUGUUCACGUUGCUGAUCGAUACAACAUGAAAUAUUUUUUCGGAUCUGUUAAGAACAACCAAGGUUUAGAAGACCCUUUCCAGUUUAUUGCAGACUCAUUCUAUAAGUAUUCUUUGAAGAACUAUUCUGAGGAAAGCAGAACAAUUUAACGAACUAGAUAAAAACAAUUUCUAACUUUAUUCUUAAUAAAUAAUUUUCCAGAGUUUAAUGUUCAUUAUUGUUACUUCAUGUUACCAUAGCAAUAAUAAAAGUUAAUACCUUGUAUGACUAUACUUGUAUAAUGAUUUAUAAAUAAAAAGAAAUACUACUAGAAAUGUUUAUAUCAAUUGUAAAUUAUCAAGGAAAAAGUUUUUAAUCAGAAUUAUUUUUUCUUAUAUAAUCCUGUAAAAAUGUUUCAAGCUUACAAGAUGAAGUAU